Molecule: messenger RNA, 1524 nt
Organism: Sorghum bicolor (sorghum)
Lineage: Eukaryota; Viridiplantae; Streptophyta; Magnoliopsida; Poales; Poaceae
Product: dof zinc finger protein PBF
Exons: 3
Coding region: 234-1298 (354 amino acids)
Biological process (GO): regulation of DNA-templated transcription
Molecular function (GO): DNA-binding transcription factor activity; DNA binding
Source: RefSeq, a predicted model, not a curated record
UCGUCCCUCAUCAUCACACCAUCCAUCUCUCACUCCCUUUCCUCCGAUCCUCUCUAUAACUAGACUAGAGAGGAGCGAUAAGGCAUCUCUCUCACAGCAACAUCUCCCUUUAAUUUCUCUCUCCACCCCGGCCGGCCCUGAGACAAGAAGGCCGCCGCCACAACAUCCAGCGGCCGCCCUGAUCCUUCUUGGUGUUUUGAUAUUGCAGAUUAGCGGAAGGAAAUUAAAGAUCCAUGGACAUGAGCUCCAGCACCACUGCAGCAGCAUCGGCUCCCCACAACCACCAGCAGGAGGCGAUGGUGUCAUCCCCCAAUAUUAAGGAGGAAGCUAGGAGCCCAAAACAGGCAGAGGCCACGCAACAACCAAGUGGCAGUGGGGAGCGUAAGCCACGGCCACAGCUAGCUGAGGCGCUCAGGUGCCCACGCUGCAACUCCAACAACACCAAAUUUUGCUACUACAACAACUACAACACAAUGCAACCACGCUACUUUUGCAAGGGCUGUCGCCGGUAUUGGACACAUGGCGGCACCCUCCGCAAUGUCCCAGUUGGCGGUGGGUGCCGCAAGAACAAGCGUGCCUCUAGAUCUGUCUCAGGCUCUGGUUCCUCUUCGUCCUCGGCUGCCUAUGCACCAUUAUCCCCCGACACCAACACCAGCUCUAGUAAGAUGAGCAUCAACACACAACCGAUGAUGGUGCCUAACAUGAUGAUGCCCACCCCAACAAUGACAGGCUUAUUCCCCAAUGUGCUCCCGACACUUAUGUCGACAGGUGGAGGCAGCCACUUCAACUUCACCAUGGACAACCAACAUGCCUCCAUGCCCUUCACACCAAUGCCACUAUCCAACCAGGCAUCCGUGCCCAUGCUGGCCGCGGGAGGGAGUGGGACAAUGCCAUCUUUCCUAGAGAUGCUGAGAAGAGGGCUUCUUCAUGGUAGCAGUAGCUACGAUGCAGGUCUCGUGAUGAGUGGCGGCAACAAUGAAAUGGACAUGUCAUUCCCACUGCCAGCAUAUGGUGCAAUGCAUGGGCAUGGAUUGAGUGGCUCAACCACUGAUGAUGCCAGGCAGCUGGUGGGGACUCAGCAGGGAAUGAAUACUGAUAGUGGUUUUGCAGGAUCAACUAGAGUGCAGGAGGAGGAGGAAGAGAAGGGGGAUAACAAAGCCAUGGUUAAAAGCAGCAAUAACAACAAUGGUGGGUCAUUGUUGGACCGCUACUGGACCAAGCCCAACAACAACAACAACAACAACAACAACAACAACAACAACAACAACAACAACAACAACAAGGGGCAGCAGGGGUAGUGUGCCAAGCUGUGGAAGUGUUGCUACUGCAAACAAUUUAAAUGGGUACUAGUACCAGUGAAGUUAGGAGAGUCUAGUAGCCUAGGACGCAUGCAUUUUUUUAAUUUAGUUUUGGUUAUGAUGGCAAGUCAUCAUGAACCACCUUUUUUGUUCAUUUGCAUGCUUUGAUGAGUUGCAGUAAUCUAUAUAUCAUUGGACAAUUAAUAAUCAUUUAUUUGGACCAUCA